AAAGACCACACACUCGAUCGACAUCCGUUCCUUCUCUGGGCUUUCCAGAAGGCUCGGUGUAUGCAAUUACACAACCCAGCCCCGGAGGAAGCGGAAAACGAGCAAUGCCUCCCCAUCCGGCAGAGUCGCCUGCAAAGAAGCAGAGCAAGUGGUCGGCGGAGGAGGAUGCACUAAUUAUUGACCUGAGAGGAAAGGGAAUGAAGUGGGAGGAUAUCUCCAAGAGACUACCGGGACGAAGCGCCAUCAGUUGCCGAUUACACUAUCAAAAUUAUUUGGAGAGAAGAAGCGAAUGGGAUGAAGAGCGCAAGAAUAAGCUCGCAAGACUUUACGAGAGGUAGACUGCCAUUCAACAUUAUCAACAUUCUUGCCUAACCUCUCUUCCCGAACGACGCUUCACCUCUUUCUCCAAUGUCGCGCAAAAGACUAACAUGAUUCUAGGUUCAAACCAGAGAUGUGGAAUAGAGUCGCCGAAGAAAUGGCCGUCCCAUGGCGUGCUGCCGAAGCAAUGCACUGGCAGCUCGGUGAAGCAGACAUGGCCCGUCGAGCAGGAGUCGUCCCUUUCUCCCUUUCCAACGUAACUCUAGAUGCUCCUCCACCAGGACAUCGAACCUCGCCCAAUCGAGGACACGGACAUUCUCAAUCGCACUCUGGCUCCUUAAGUUCCGCCUCCUCGUCCAUGUCGCGAUUCAGUCGUCCUGCAACAUCACAUGGCGUCAACAUGUCCUCACGAGGAAACGUACCACCCCAAAUGCAACUCGCUAAUCACCAGCAACAACAACAACAGCAGCAGCAGCAGCAGCAGCACCAGCAGCAGCAGCACCAGCAGCAGCACCAGCACCAGCAGCAGCAGCACCAGCAUCAGCAACAACAGCUCCCCCAAUCUCGAACGAUAGCCGCCAGAAGAGAAAGUACCCCUCGCUCCGUGCCACCACCCAGCCCUAGCGACGGCAUCGCGCUGGCAGCCAUAGGAGGAGGAGGAGGAAACAUGUCAAUGAGCAUGGGACGCGGAGGAGGCACCAUGUUACCGAGCGUCGCGGAGAUGACGACGGGAGUGAGUCCGUACAACGCGCCCGCUUACGCGAUGAGUAUGCCGAUGGGCGGUCCUGGAGGCGGCGGAGGAAUUGGAAUCGGAGUUGCACCCCCUCGUUCGGCAACGGGGUACUCGACCCCGGGUCCUUAUUUACCGCCUCUGGUGGGGAAUCUGAUGGGGAUGGAGAGGCAGCAGGAGGGGAAGAGGAGGGGGAGUCCGGGGGUGGAACCUAGGGAGACGAGUAGGAGGAGGCAGUGA
Messenger RNA from Hymenoscyphus albidus, 1288 nucleotides. Lineage: Eukaryota; Fungi; Ascomycota; Leotiomycetes; Helotiales; Helotiaceae. The record is from the annotation of a GenBank genome assembly.